AUGUCAGAAAAUCAGGGGGGCGCCGCGCCCCCCAAAUCUCGCUCCUUUGCGGACAUCCUUUCAUCCUCUUCUUGUGAUCUACCACUCUGUCCACCAGAGCGCUACAAAGGAAUGCCAGCAGUUACAUUCUCCGACAAAGAUAUCCAAGAAUUUUCUCAGCGAUACAGAUUUGCCUUAGUGGGCAAAUUUAUGAAAGGCCGACCUACCAUGGCAACCCUUAAAAAAGCUUUCGACCAGAUUGGGUUUGCAGGAACUUUCACCCUCGGCCUGCUAGAUAAUCGCCACAUCCUUAUUACUUUCGUCAAAGAGGAAGACUUCCAACGCUGCUGGCUGCGCAAAACUUGGUUCAUUCAAGGCUACGCUAUGCGUAUUCUCAAAUGGACAGCAGAUUUUCGACCGGAUGUUGAAUCGCCAGUGGUUCCAGUUUGGAUUGCCUUUGAAGGACUACCAGCUCAUCUCCAGGAGAAGCGACCCCUCUUCACAAUCGCCAAUCUAAUAGGUACUCCUUUAAAAAUUGACGCUUCAACCUUGGCGCACAACCGACCAUCUGUAGCGCGAAUCUGUGUCGAACUAAACGUGAUGAAGCCUUUACCCAAACAAGUAUGGAUCAACAAUGGCUCUUUAGGGGGAUUUUCUCAACCAGUGAUCUAUGAACAUAUUCCGCCUUACUGCGGAAUCUGCAAUAAAUUUGGUCACCUCCAAACCGAGUGCAAUCGCAACCCUCGCCCUCAAGCCACCUCAUCUCAGGCUAUAUCAACCAAGGUAGCUUCUGAACCUCCUAAACAAACUUCACAGGCGCAACUUGCCCCUCCAAGAAAAAGAUGGCGCCCAGUAAAAGAGCCGGUGACAGAGCAUCAGUCGGUAGAGCAGGAAAAAUCGGAUACUCAACAGACAGAUGAGCCUUCCAUCCCUUCAAGUCAAGAGAUUGAAAUUCCCGAAAACAACUCCUUGGGAAUAACACUGAGAGAUGACCAGAAACUGCAAGCUCAAAGGAGUAAUGAUACGGCACCAGGGCACUAUUCAGAUGGUGAGGAGAUACAGAGGUUAGAUCUUCCCCGACAUGUUCUUCUUCAAUCUUGGAAAGAGGACAGUCGCAGGUUAGCUACAAAAAUAUCCAACUCCGUUUCCGAUCAAGAUAACUUUAUCACUGUCACUCAUAAAAAACGGCGACCAAGAAAGGAUUACUCGUCUCAAGCACCUUCAGUCACUACCCGCUUGGCGGCGGGUUCCCUCAAGAGAGUCUCUUUCUCUCAUCGUUUUAAAUGA
This is a messenger RNA of Ipomoea triloba (trilobed morning glory), 1266 nucleotides long. RefSeq lists its product as uncharacterized. NCBI's taxonomy places the organism in Eukaryota, Viridiplantae, Streptophyta, Magnoliopsida, Solanales, Convolvulaceae. The record is from RefSeq and is a predicted model, not a curated record. The coding region runs from base 1 to 1266 and encodes 421 amino acids. The transcript has a single exon.